Molecule: messenger RNA, 843 nt
Organism: Naegleria gruberi
Lineage: Eukaryota; Heterolobosea; Eutetramitea; Acrasida; Naegleriidae
Exons: 1
Coding region: 1-843 (280 amino acids)
Source: RefSeq, a predicted model, not a curated record
AUGUUGUAUUCUCUUGCCAGAAAACAAUUCAAACCAUCAAGUUCUCUUAUUGUCAACUCUGCCAUCAUUAAAUUCACUCAUUCAUCAUCUCCACUAUUCACUCUCCACAGUAAUAAUAACAAAGAAUAUAAAUCCUGCUCAUCAUUCCACACCUGCAUCAAUUCAUCCUUCUACUGGCAAACACCUUCCGAUAUUAAAGAUGGCAAAGUGAGUCGUGUUGCAUCGUCAUCAUCAUCAAACAAUCAAAAGAGAAAGACAAAAUCAAAGGAUCAUCACCAUGCAUUGUUUUUGGAGGCCAAUUUAAUUCCUCUCAAGAAGAAACAAUACAAGGAAUGGAGCUCUCGGGAAGUUUCUCUCACUUUAUUGAAUAAUGAUCAUGAUGAAUAUGUGUUGGAAAGUUUGGAGAGGGAAAUUCAUUGUUUGUUACUUUCACCAAAUGCCAAAUCAAUGAUUUUACACUAUCAAAAUAUUGAGGCUUUAUUUAGAGAGAAUAAGGAAAAUAGACAAGUAUUACAAUACUUGUUGGAACAGUUUACAAAAAAGAGUUUGGAUGUUUCACAAUCAAUUGUUGGAUAUAUUGGACGUGGAUUAAGCUUACUCUAUUUGCAUGAGUUUGAAAAAUCAAAAACUGUCUUUCUCACUCUCAAUCUCAUUGACAAUCAAAUGGGAGUUGAGAAGGGAGGAGUUGGAGAAACUGAUUAUCCAGCUCUGUACAUGUCAUUUGUUUAUCUUUCUCGAGUUUAUUCCAAAUUGAACCAACAAGAUCAAUUAAAAUCAUGUCAAAAAGCCAUCAAGGAUAUUGAGGGUCUCGACAAUCCAAUCCUCUCUAAAUUUGAGUUGUAA